Messenger RNA from Chenopodium quinoa (quinoa), 3056 nucleotides. Its product is annotated as mitogen-activated protein kinase kinase kinase YODA-like. Gene Ontology annotation, biological process: protein phosphorylation. NCBI's taxonomy places the organism in Eukaryota, Viridiplantae, Streptophyta, Magnoliopsida, Caryophyllales, Amaranthaceae. The record is from RefSeq and is a predicted model, not a curated record. The coding region runs from base 1 to 2712 and encodes 903 amino acids. The transcript is spliced from 11 exons. Gene Ontology annotation, molecular function: protein kinase activity; ATP binding.
AUGUUUGUAAAAGUAGAUAUUGAAGAUCCCCGGGGAUUAGUUUAUAGGUGUGUCAAAGGUCUCACAAGCAGAUUGAGAAGAGUAUUUCUUACUGUUUCGAAAUCUGAAGUGUUGAUCACAGUUCUCUCUCUUCAGGGAGUGUACUUAGGUCCAGUAGCACAUUGCUGGUGUAUAUUUGCACACAGAUAUGCCUAUGUGGUGGGCAAUUCGUCAUCCAAAAAGGUUCAACGAAAGACAAACAGAGGAAGUUUUAUCGAUUUAAUACAAAGGAAAUUAAACAUUCGUUCGGAAGAAAAGAAAAUUGGUGAUGUAGUAGGAUCAGGGAAGGACUAUAUAGAUGAUUGCUCAGAAAAGAGAUCACCCCACUUAGAUUCUGCAUUAUCCCCAUUGCAAGGAUCGCCUUGCCAUUGCUUUACUGUGCAUCCUCAUGCUCAACCUCUUCCUCUUCCUGUACAGCAUUCUCCAGGGGUAGGAGUAGGACAUCCUCUUUCUGGACAUACCCCAUUGAGCUUGGAGUUAAAUGGAUGCUCUCAGACUUUGCCAAAUUCUGAUUUUCUCUCUGGACAUGAACAUAACCGUGAACACUCCUUUGCUGUGGAUGCUUGGGGGGAUUCUGUUACUGCCUCCAUCUCUAGUAAUAGCUCAGUUGAUACAAAUGAUCAGCCUGAUUCCCAGUUCUUGAGCCCACAGGCUUCCGAUUAUGGAAGUGGGAAUGCAACAGCUACCAGCAGCCCUUCCAGGCACAUGGAUCAUUCCUCUAUCAUUGCUCGAAGAAUCUUGAAGGAUCAAUUAAAGCAAGUUAACCUGCCUAUCAGUGAUCAUAUUCCUUUGAAAUCUACCAAAAAAGCAUCAUUUGGUGCCCAAGUGACCAAACUGCAGAUUGCUCCUCGUGCUGGUUUCUUCAGUGCUCCAGACAGCUACACUUCAAGUCCUUCAAGAAGCCCAGUAAAGGCUUGUACCCAUGAACAAGUUAUCAGAUCUAGUUCUGGUGUAGGAACACCAUGCUCAGAUAUGAAUUUGGUUGGACUUGAACAUUGCUGCAAUUUGGGUUCUGAAAAAAUUUCAGAACCUAAUCCUGUCUCAGAUCAGUUUUUCUUUGGGCCUCAGAGCGGGCGUACUCCAGAGUAUUCUCCAUUACCAAGCCCUAUAAUGAUUAGUCCUAGUCGAGGUUCUUACGUACAAAACGGCAUUGUGAGUCCAUUACAUCCUAUGGAUAGGUUUGGUGAUGGAAAGCCUGAGAGUCACAGGCUACCACUACCACCUGCAACAACCUGCAGCUCUUGUCCAUUUUCAUCUUCACAUGUAGGAGUAAAUACUCCUACUAAUCCAAGAACCCAUGUUCUACCAGCAGUGUCAACAAGCCCUGUUUCACAAUGGAAAAAAGGACGGCUUAUAGGAAGUGGCACAUUCGGUCAAGUCUAUUUGGGCUUUAACAGUGAAACUGGUGAGAUGUGUGCAAUGAAGGAAGUUACUUUGUUCUCUGAUGAUUCCAAGUCAAAGGAAAGUGCACAGCAAUUAAGACAAGUUGAUGACAAACUGUAUAUAUACUUAGAAUAUGUCUCUGGUGGUUCUAUAUAUAAAAUUCUUCGGGAAUAUGGUGAGCUUGGAGAAUCAGCUAUCCGCAGCUAUACACGCCAAAUUUUGUCUGGACUUGCGUAUUUGCACUCAAAAAACACUGCUCACAGAGACAUUAAAGGAGCCAAUAUUCUUGUGGACCCAAGUGGGCAGGUUAAAUUGGCAGAUUUUGGCAUGGCGAAACAUAUCACUGGGCAAUCAUGUCCAUUUUCAUUCAAGGGAAGCCCAUACUGGAUGGCUCCUGAGGUAAUUAGGAACUCGAAUAGGUGCAACCUUGCUGUUGAUAUAUGGAGUCUGGGAUGUACUGUAAUAGAGAUGGCGACCUCAAAACCUCCUUGGAGUCAAUAUGAAGGGGUUGCAGCACUCUUCAAAAUUGGGAACAGCAAAGAACUUCCUUCAGUCCCCGAUCAUCUCUCAAUGGAAGGAAAGGACUUUAUUCGGCGAUGUUUGCAGCGAAAUCCGAGAGAUCGUCCUUCUGCUAUCCAGCUGUUGGGGCAUCCUUUCGUCAGAAAUGUAACUUCACCUGUAAAAGGCUCAAUAAGUUUAGAUCCACUGGAGCCUCACUAUACAACUUGUGAUGCAGAAAGAUAUAAGGGCAUGAUUCAUGCGAAAACAAUUUCAAGCUCAGACUUGGAAGGAGUGGCUGUGCAGCUGUCCAGGGACAUUACAAAUGGAUCAGGAUCCAGGAACACUCCGAUGCCAAAGCAUAUAUCAUGUCCAGUUUCUCCUAUUGGUAGUCCUCUUUUGCAUCCAAAGUCAGCACAGCCAAUGUACAGAAGAAUUUCUACCAUAUCCAGCCCUCAGACUGCUUCUGGCUCAUUUACGCCUUGCAGGGCUUGCACCAGUGGCAAUGUUGCUUUCCCAGUUAAGCAUUUGGACCAUUCUCUUCCUUAUCGAAGGUCCCAAAAAAGACUAUAUGCCAGUGGUAACCCCUUGUUCUGCAAAACAAAGCUAGAAACUUUAUCUGGUAUUCCAGAGGCUUCCCAGACAAAUGGAGAUAUAUUUCCAUGUCGAAAUGACUUGGCUGGAAGUAAAUUUGUACAAGGAAUUCAUCGUGAUCCAGGGGAAAUUUGUAAUCGACAGUCAGUAUUGGCCAGUCAUGUAUCUCAGCAACUCAUGAUUGAUCAUCUCAAAUGAACCUAGGCCCUGUAAUUCUAAUUGUCAAGUUCAUGCUGUAUUGUUUGACAAAUUUUUGACAGUCUUGUACUGGGAGAAGGCUUGUUGUAUCGCAGGGUGAAUGAUUUAUGUACAGUUGGAGUAGUAUUAUAGAUGUAAGUAGAAAUUCUAGGGUUGGCCAAGCUUACAGAAGGAAGAUCAGAUUUUUUUUGGGAUUCUCCUCGUGCAAGGAGCAACAUAUUGGAUAGCUAGAUAAUUUUUUUAGGCUAGUUUAGCGAUUAUGAUUUGCUGUAUGUACAUAUCAGUGAACAGCCCAAUUUUGUGCCAAAGUUGCCAAACAAGGAAGCUUAUGAUGCCUUGUAUUA